Leptidea sinapis is the source of this 910-nucleotide messenger RNA. RefSeq lists its product as uncharacterized. The annotation marks the transcript as partial. The transcript is spliced from 3 exons. NCBI's taxonomy places the organism in Eukaryota, Metazoa, Arthropoda, Insecta, Lepidoptera, Pieridae. The record is from RefSeq and is a predicted model, not a curated record.
AACUCUGUUUCAGUUCUCCUCCUAGGCACAGUUCUGGCUCAACCAGUGCCAGAACCUCAAUAUCCUUGUGGACCACCGUGCGAGCCUCCUCCAUGUGACCCAUGUUCUCAACCAGAACCAGAACCAUGCUCUUUAUCAGACCCUCGUCAGACAGCCGACCAGGAAGUUGUGACCAUCAGACCGUGUAACCCAAAUGAACCUAGCAUCAACUACGUCUAUGGACAAGCUCCGUAUGAUUCGGUACUAGUAAGGCCAGGUCAAAUCCGCUUCCCAACACCUCCGCCAAUAGUCGUCAGGCCAGGAACCAUCAAGCUACCAACACCCCCUCCCAUCAUCGUGAAACCAGGACCAGUUCAGCCUCCAACCCCAGCUCCUAUCCACGUCAAGCCGAACCCAGUCCAACCUCCAACCCCACCACCCAUUCAAGUUAGACCACCUCCGGUUUACCCACCUCAGCCACGACCGAUUAUUGUAAGACCACCCGCUAUUACCCCGCCUAGGGGUCCUCCAAUCAGGGUUCAACCGCAACCAAUCCACCCUCCUCUUCCAGCAACCCUGGUCGUCCAACCCCCUAGACUUAUCGUCCCUCAACCUCCAAUAAUUUGCUUCAAGCCCAACCCGACAACUGGCAUCCGGACAUACGGCUGUGCAAGAAUUUCUCUCUACAAUCGAUGCCCAAACCCUUGCCCUUGCCCAGAACCAUGUCCCUGCCCAGAACCAUGCCCCUGCCCAGAACCAAACCCCUGCCCAGAACCAUGCCCCUGUCCGGAACCAUGCCCCUCUCCAUGCCCAGAACCAUGCUUCUCACCACCAUGCUACUGAGGGCUAAGUAAUUGUAUUUUUAAAUUAGAGCUAUGUUUGUAAAUGUGAUAUGCGAUUGAAAUAAAUAGCGGGUAUUUUUGCAAGUUAA